Molecule: messenger RNA, 2681 nt
Organism: Nasonia vitripennis (jewel wasp)
Lineage: Eukaryota; Metazoa; Arthropoda; Insecta; Hymenoptera; Pteromalidae
Product: caseinolytic peptidase B protein homolog
Exons: 10
Coding region: 272-2167 (631 amino acids)
Biological process (GO): cellular response to heat
Cellular component (GO): mitochondrion; cytoplasm
Molecular function (GO): ATP hydrolysis activity; ATP binding; protein binding
Source: RefSeq, a predicted model, not a curated record
CUCGUCGCGCGCGGGAACGCCGGAACCGCUCGUCUGGAAGCUUCUGGAACGAAUACGAAAUUGCCUGCUAUAAUCGAGUUUUGAACCGCUUUGGAAGGAGUCGCCGAGUUUUUUCGAUGGUUUCGAUAGAAGAGGAUUCGACUGUCAACAACGACCGUGUGAGGAUAAAGAGUCAGUCGUGAUUUUAGCAGAGCGAAAACAUCGAGUUUGGUCCGAUGCAACAACAGCAGCAAAGGAGCGAGAAAAUUUUCGAUAGAUAAGGCUGCGAGAGAUGUCACACCUCUGCAGCCUCAGACUCCGCUACCUGGCGAGGAAAGCCAGGAGUUUGGAGUCGAUCCUGGAGUGUAAACUGCUGGGGAACAGUGUUAGGGUUAGAACUGUCGGCUCCGCUGAACGAAGAGGUUAUGCACUGCAGGCCAGCAGGCUUCGUGUUACUCAGGAAGGUGGAGAUGAGUAUUAUAAGGGAGAAGAGAGUUUUCGGGGUAGUAAAGGAGAGGAAAGAAGUUUGAAGAGUCUGGGUUUGAUUCUGAGUGGUCUGGGACUAGCUAUUGCUUUAGUCGAGCAUCCGAAUAAUUUGUUGGAAAGAAGAUUUUUCUUAGCAGCACAGUAUGGCAAUAUCCUUGACUUGAAGAAGGCCAUUGACAGUGGAUUGGACGUAAAUACAAGACACUCAUUAGGGUGGACAGCAUUACAAACAGCUGCAAUAAAUGGAAGAGUAGAAGCUCUACGUUACCUCAUUGAACGUGGAGCUGAUAUCAAUGCAGGUGACAAUUUUGUCAAUGUUUACAAAACUGCUAUGGAAAAGAGAAUGCAUCCUUCAGAUGUUUUAAGUGAAAGGGAGGAAGAAUUCUCAGAUCGUCUUAUUGCUCGAGCAACUUUUAAAGGCUUCACUGCUCUUCACUAUGCAGUUCUAGCUCGUUCCAAAGACUGUGUCAAGGCUCUUUUAGAUGCUGGAGCAAAUCCAACCAUUGAAAAUGAGGCUGGACGCAGGGCUGUUGAUUAUGCUUACAUGGAUAAGGAAAUUGAAGACAUGUUAAUAAAGCAUGCUUUAAAGUAUGAUGAAAUAAUCAAAGAGAAAGAAGCUGAAGAGAGGCGAAGGUUUCCCCUGGAACAGAGAUUAAAGCAAUUCAUUGUAGGUCAAGAGGGCGCGAUUUCUAUCGUGGCAUCAACCAUACGAAGAAAAGAAAAUGGCUGGAUUGAUGAGGAACACCCUUUAGUAUUCCUAUUUUUGGGAUCUUCUGGUAUAGGAAAAACCGAGUUGGCAAAACAACUGGCAGCCUACAUUCACAGAAACAAACCUGACUCUUUCAUAAGGCUCGACAUGUCGGAAUACCAGGAAAAGCACGAGGUUGCCAAACUCAUUGGAGCACCUCCGGGUUACGUUGGUCACGACGACGGUGGCCAGUUGACGAAAUUACUGAGAAAAUCGCCAUCCGCUGUCGUGCUCUUUGACGAAGUAGACAAGGCACAUCCAGACGUUCUUACAGUACUGUUGCAGCUGUUUGACGAGGGAAGACUGACCGACGGCAAAGGCAAGACGAUAGAGUGCAAGGAUGCGAUUUUUAUCAUGACCUCGAAUCUCGCCAGCGAAGAAAUCGCUGAACAUGCCAUGCAGUUACGCGAAGAAGCCGAAAGACUCCUGACGAAGAGACUCGACGACAAAACUAACGACGACCAGGAGCCGGAGAAUAUUGAGAUCUCUCGAAAUUUUAAGGAUCAAGUGGUUCGUCCGAUUCUAAAAUCUCAUUUCCGACGUGACGAAUUUCUGGGCCGCAUCAACGAAAUAGUCUAUUUUCUGCCGUUCUCGCGAGCCGAACUGAUCAAGCUGGUAGUUCGUGAACUGGAAGCGUGGGCUUCUAGAGCCCGAGAGCGUCAUAAGAUCGAACUCAAGUGGGAUCGAGAGGUGCUCUCGGUCCUUGCUGAUGGCUACGACGCACACUACGGCGCAAGAUCCAUAAAACACGAGGUUGAGCGACGCGUUGUCAACCAGCUUGCCACUGCUCAUGAACGUGGACAACUUGAUCCAGGUUGCUGCGUUUUGCUGAAAGCUAGAUGGCACAAAAAUGGAGCCAGUAUAGGACUCUCCGUGAAGCCAAAAGGUGUUAAGGAUUUCGUCGAUCUCGUAGACACCGACAAAUUCAUCAAGAAUGGCAACUCACGUUUCUAAAAGAAUCGACGCACGCACAUAAGAGUCGAAAUCUAUAUAAAAUUUAUCGAAAAAUACUUUAAUACAGUAUAUAGGACAAGCUGUGCUUAUCCGAAAUACUUACGCGCAUGCAGGAUAAUUUAUAUUUGUUAGACUAUUUGCUUCAAGAGAACGUACGUACGAUGAGCAACGAAAGAUGCAACUAAAACGGCUUUGUUGAGCAUGCCUUAAAUUUUUAUGACAUUGAAUAAUAUAUACUCAAAGAGAAUCACGUGUCAGUGAUAGUCACGUCCACUAAACGUAGGCACAGUAUUAAAUUCACUAUGUGUACGCUAAAAUUAACCGAUGAAAAUAAUCGUCUGUGACGCGGGACUCGUGAUAAAGCCGCCUUCAGUGAUAACUUGCCAAAAAGCACUUGUAAAUAUACUAAAAACAAAUUGAUAAGCAUGUUAAUACAAAAUGUUUUGUAGAAAGAUGUAUACUUUAUUGUUUUCAAGACUGUUUACAGCCUAAUAAAUAUGAGUUUAGAUUAGAA